AUGAUGGGUGAAAGGAUUCAUUUAGUUGGCGAAGAGGAUGAUGAUGAAGAUCUUUACAGCGGUUAUGAUAAUGGAAACUACAUCCAAAAGGGUCUUGAAGACGAUGCAGAAUUCCAACAGGCUGUAAAGACAAGCUAUGGCCAUCGCGCUGCUGCUAUGACUGCUAGUAAAGGCGGCGCUAAUGGCCAAGCGCGAUUAGGUACCGGUGUCGCUAUUAAUCAAGAUCAAGCUCGUCCUAUGACGGCUAUUCGAGGAGCUGGAUUUAACUCUACUGGAGGAAAAUUACCAGGUGAAAGCGUAACACAAGCAAACCGUGGGCCAGCACCCCCCUUGGAAUCGAAAUAUGACGAUAAUCCGGAAGAAAAAAUACGACAGAUGGAAAAGAAAGUAAAUGAGUUGAUUGAAGAAAGCGCCCUAGCUGGUGAAAGAGGAGAGCUACAAUUAGCUCUAGAAAAGGCAAAAGAAGCUGGAAGAAGAGAAAGAAUGAUUUGUAAACAAAGAGAACAAGCAGGACUUAGUGAUCAAAUAAAUUUAGACUUGACCUAUUCGGUAUUAUUUGUGUUAGCGAAUCAAUAUCAAGCCUGUGACAUGUAUCAAGAAGCGUUAAAUUCAUUUUCGGUCAUAGUCAAGAAUAAAAUGUUUAGUAAUGCAGGACGAUUACGUGUUAAUAUGGGCAAUAUCUAUAGUAAGCAAGGAAAACACCAGCAGGCGAUUAGAAUGUAUCGGAUGGCAUUAGACCAAGUCCCUAACGCUAAUACAACGAUGAGAAUUAAGAUAAUGCAAAAUAUAGGCUCUUCUUUCGUUCGGUUGGGGCAAUAUGAAGACGCGGUCACAGUUUAUGACCAAAUUAUGACCGAAAAGGGCGAUUUUAAGACUGGAUUAAAUUUAAUAGUAUGCUAUUAUUCCAUCAACGAUCGCGAUAAAAUGAAAAAGACUUUCCAACGAAUGCUAAUGAUAGAUUUAGGCGUAGGUGAUGAUGAAAAGUUCAUGUCCGUUAGCGACGAUAAUGACAUGAAUAUCUAUUAUGAAGCCAUUAGAAAUGAUACACUAUGGAAAGUCGAACGUGAAAGAAAAUCAACAGCUGAACGUUGUAUCAUGUAUGCUGCUAAGUUGAUUGCCCCAGUUAUCGAACCCACUUUUGCGGCUGGAUUUGAUUGGUGCAUUGGUUGUGUUAAAUCUUCUCCUUAUGUUGAGCUAGCAAAUGACCUUGAAAUUACAAAAGCUGUUACUUAUUUAAAGAUGAAAGACUUGGCAAAGGCCACAGAAACUUUAAAAUCAUUCGAGAAAAAAGACUCCACCAUGGCUACGGCAGCUGCCACCAAUUUAGCCUUCUUAUACAUUCAGGAGGGCGAAUUAUCGCUUGCAGAGAAAUACAGCGAUUUAGCGAUUACCUCUGACAGAUAUAAUCCAAACGCUAUGGUAAAUAAAGGCAACUGCUUAUUUACGGCAAAAGAAUAUGAGAAAGCGCAAGAAUAUUACAAGGAAGCAUUAAAUGUGGAAGCUUCUUGUGUCGAAGCGUUAUAUAAUUUAGGUUUAACAAAAAAAAUGCUAAACUGUCCAGAAGAAUCAUUGGAUUGUUUUCUUAAGCUUCAUGGCAUUAUCCGUAAUGAUCCAAUGAUAUUGGUUCAAAUUGCUGAACUAUAUGAGAUAUUAGACGACUUUCAUCAAGCUAUUGAUUGGUAUACUCAAGUUUUAACAUUAGCACCUACUGAUGCAAGUUUGUUAGCCAAACUCGGCGCUCUGUACGACUCGCAAGGAGACAAAUCUCAAGCAUUUCAAUAUUACUUAGAGUCUUAUAGAUAUUAUCCAUCAAAUAUUGAAACGAUUUCGUGGAUUGGUAGUUAUUAUAUAGAAUCACAAUUUUGUGAGAAGGCAAUAUCCUACUUUGACAAGGCUUCUAUGAUACAGCCAAAUGAAGUUAAGUGGCAACUAAUGGUAGCUAGUUGUUAUCGAAUUAUCGGUAAUUAUAAUCGAGCAUUGGAUAAGUACAAACAAAUACAUGAAAAAUUCCCGGAAAACACCGAUUGUCUUAAGUUCUUAGUUCGAGUAUGUACAGAUCUUGGCAUGAAAGAAGCUCAAGAAUAUGCCGGUAAAUUAAAGAAAGCCGAAAAAGCAAAAGAAAUUAAACAGCAACGAGCUAACAGUGCUAAUCGAAAUGGUGUUAGCAGUCGACAAUCUGGCAGUGCAGGCAGUGAGCGUGCAGGUAGUGGCAGAAAUACCAGUAGGAAUUCAAGUGCUAAGAUUCGCGACGAACCGGAUCCAAUUCAUCAAGAAGAAAGUAAAGAAAUUGAUACGACAUAUAAUGAUCCAUUGGGUGAUGCACCGGCUAGACCAAAAACCGCUGCCCGAAGGCGAAAUGAAGAUGAAUUUGGCGAUGAAGAGCUUGGAGAUGAUUUGCUACCUGAGUAG
Molecule: messenger RNA, 2409 nt
Organism: Trichoplax adhaerens
Lineage: Eukaryota; Metazoa; Placozoa; Uniplacotomia; Trichoplacea; Trichoplacidae
Exons: 23
Coding region: 1-2409 (802 amino acids)
Biological process (GO): non-motile cilium assembly; intraciliary transport
Cellular component (GO): ciliary basal body; ciliary base; centriole
Molecular function (GO): kinesin binding
Source: RefSeq, a predicted model, not a curated record